AAAACACUUGUACGAUCCUGAAUACAUAUGUUAGAUAUCAAAUAUAAAGAGAGGUUGGCACACUAAAGAAAUUCUUUGAACGACCAGAAUUUAAAGCGCGCGUGUCUUCCACGGGCAUGCAUCUAGAUGCGGGUAUGAUAGGUACUCCUCACAUGUUAAACAGAAAUGGGGAUUGUAUAGAGCUUCCAGAAGCAGGAAUUGUUCGUGAAGAUCGGCGUUCAGAGUUCCCCGUUAUGACGUAAUAAAGGGUUAGGUGUCCUAAUCUGAACGGUCCGUGGCAUACAAUUCAACCAAACCGUGUUGAUAAAAAGCGUAUCAAAAAGCAUAAGCGCCUUCACAUAAUACACGUAAACGUUUUUUUAAAAGGCUUUUUCCGUUCAUGUCCUGCAAAUAUGUCAUCCAAGAUAUCCUCUACCAUGCAGCUCAACCACCUGUGCCUCAUUUUACCGGCGGACUUCGACGAAAUCAAGCCGGCUGAUCACGAACAAGCCGGUAAACCGGCGAAGGGGGGCAAGAAACAACGCCCUUAUCGCGACUGCAGCAGUCAAAUUCUUGCUUCCCUCCGUGGCUUGCUGUGCAGGGUUUAUGAGUCCAGGUGGGUAACUUGUUGUCACCAUGAGAGGCAGAGGAAACAGCAGUCUGGGGUGUUUCACGACGCGGCGGGGAUACAGCUUUCCGACAAGGUUGGCGGAGAUAAUCCGAGGAUCUUUGGCUUUUCCGAGCUUUAUAUAGGGUCUAAUGGGUUUAGCGAGGAUCAAGUGCUCGGCAGCGGAGGUUUUGGGAAAGUGUAUAGAGCGGUUCUGCCUAGUGAUGGAACUGUGGUUGCUGUGAAAUGCUUGGCGGAGAGAGGGGAGCGGUUUGAGAAGACUUUUAUGGCGGAGCUGGUGGCGGUGGCUCACCUCCGCCACCGGAAUCUUGUCCGGUUAAGAGGGUGGUGCGUUCAUGAAGACCAGCUGUUUUUGGUUUAUGACUACAUGCCCAACCGGAGCCUUGACCGCAUACUUUUCCGAAGACCGGAGAACAUGGGGUCACAGCCUCUCUGUUGGGAGCGUCGGAGGAAUAUAGUCGGAGGUCUGGCGGCUGCUCUUUACUAUAUUCACGAACAGUUGGAAACUCAGAUCAUUCACCGGGAUGUGAAGACGAGCAACGUGAUGCUUGACUCCCAUUAUAACGCCCGACUCGGUGAUUUUGGCUUGGCGAGGUGGUUAGAACAUGAGCUGGAGUUCCAACCCAGCAGAUCGUCAAUCCAAAGUCACCAGUUUCGACUGGCAGAGACAACCAGAAUUGGCGGCACAAUUGGAUACUUGCCCCCCGAGAGCUUCCAAAAACGAAGUGUUGCCACCGCAAAAUCCGACGUUUUCAGCUUCGGGAUUGUUGCUCUAGAGGUGGUGUCGGGUCGGCGGGCAGUCGAUCUCGCAUACCCAGAUGAUCAGAUGAUUUUGCUCGACUGGAUCCGAAGUCUAUCUGAUGAAGGAAAGCUUCUGCAGGCAGCGGAUAACCGGUUACAAGAUGGGUCUUACAGGCUAUCGGAUAUGGAGCGGUUGAUUCAGCUUGGCCUUCUCUGCACACUCCACAGCCCGGAAUCACGGCCAAACAUGAAAUGGGUUGUCGAAGCACUUUCCGGCAACAUUUCCGGCCCACUGCCGGCUCUCCCAUCAUUCCGGUCCCACCCUCUGUACAUCUCUUUAUCCUCUGCAACAAACACGAGCGCAAGCAAUACUACUACGACAGACAGCAGCAGCACAUCUGCCGCGUCGAACUAUGUCACAGCCACCGGAGAAACCAUAUAUGCAACUGCUGAAUAUGGAAACUCAAACAGCAAUAUCAACUCUUCCGACAGCGUUAGCAGAGCAACAAACUUUCACUUGGUAGAAACCCCACGAGAAAUAUCCUUCAAGGAAAUCAUUUCUGCUACAAACAAUUUCUCAGAGUCGCACAGGGCAGCAGAGCUGGACUUCGGAACCGCCUACCACGGCGUCCUCGACGACAACCGUCACCAUAUCCUGGUGAAGCGGCUGGGGAUGAAGACAUGCCCUGCACUGCGAGCAAGAUUCUCAAAUGAGCUCCAGAAUCUGGGAAGGCUCCGCCACCGAAAUUUGAUACAGCUCCGUGGAUGGUGCACUGAGCAAGGGGAGAUGCUUGUUGUCUACGAUUACUCAACAAAUCGCCUUCUAAGUCACCGGCUUUUCCACCAUGUUAAUACAAUGCACCAUUCUGUUUUGUUGUGGCGUCACAGAUACAACAUAAUCAGAUCGCUUGCCUCUGCCAUUCUUUAUCUUCAUGAGGAAUGGGAUGAACAAGUUAUCCACAGAAACAUUACCUCUUCUGCGGUUAUUCUUGAUUCAGACAUGAACCCAAGACUCGGCUCCUUCGCCCUGGCCGAGUUUCUGACCCGGAAUGAACAUGGGCAUCAUGUCGCCGCUAACACAUGCAAAUCAGUUCGGGGGAUAUUUGGUUAUAUGUCGCCGGAGUAUAUGGAAUCCGGUGAGGCUACCCCCAUGGCCGACAUAUAUAGCUUUGGUGUUGUGGUGCUUGAGGUGGUUACCGGAGAGAUGGCGGUUGACUUCCGCUGGCCACAGGCUCUGUUGGUGAACAGAGUCCGUCAAUUUCUGGCAUGGAGAAGACCAUUGGAGGAACUGGCUGAUACAAGGUUGAAUGGGGAGUACAAUCACAAUGAACUGAUGAGACUUGUAAAACUAGGAAUUGCAUGCACAGGCUCCAACCCACAAUUAAGGCCAAGCAUGAGGCAGAUUGCAAGGAUACUUGAUGGGAAUGACGAAUGCUUUGUGGAUGAUGGCCAAACAGAGAGCAAAGAAGAAUGGAAGGAAAGAAAUGCAUCUUCUUUGUCAUUGAUUAAGAGGAUCCAAGCUCUAGGAAUACAAUGAUAGUCAUUAGUCACACCCAUGUAACGGUAACAUUAGUGAGUGAGAGAUUGUAUAAACUGGGUUCUGAUGAACUUGGCUUAGCUGAGCAAGUCUCUCUGUGUUGUGUUUUUUUUUUGCGAAACUUUUCUAGUUAAGAUUUUUGUACAGUGUUUCAGCUAGAUUUUGAGUAUAGCAAAAGAGAAGCAAGCAUGUCUUCACUUCUUU
This is a messenger RNA of Corylus avellana, 3089 nucleotides long. It is a transcript of the gene AP4.3A, whose product is annotated as protein kinase family protein. Gene Ontology annotation, molecular function: ATP binding; protein kinase activity. NCBI's taxonomy places the organism in Eukaryota, Viridiplantae, Streptophyta, Magnoliopsida, Fagales, Betulaceae. Gene Ontology annotation, biological process: protein phosphorylation. The record is from RefSeq and is a predicted model, not a curated record.